GCUUCCGGCGGGAGUUGUGAGGACGGCUGCAGGUAUGACCAGGUGGGCUCGGAAAGUCGCCGCUGCGGGCAGCAAGGCGCUGAAGUCCACGCCCUGGGAGGAGAUGGCGGCGGGGCCCGCGGAGGGCGGGCCGGAGAGGAAGAAUAAAAGGAAAAAAACGUACCAAAACGAAGAUGUCAAUGGGUUUGCGGCGUACCUGAAGCAGGCGGGGAACGGCCGGGGGCGGGAGGAGGAAGAGGAGGAGGCGGCGGCGGCGGCCGCCCUGAAGAAGGACCGUAGGCGGGAGGGCAGGAGGCUGAGGAGGCAGGAGGCAAGGAAAAACGCCAUGGUAUGUUUCCACUGCAGGGAACCUGGCCAUGGUGUUGCCGAUUGUCCAGCUGUACUGGAAAGUCAAGAUAUGGGUACAGGAAUCUGUUACCGGUGUGGAUCCACAGAGCAUGACAUUGGCAAAUGCAAGGCAAAGAUAGACCCAGCUGUUGGUGCGUUUCCAUAUGCAAAAUGUUUCAUCUGUGGUGAGAUGGGACAUCUAUCAAGGUCAUGUCCUGACAAUCCCAAAGGAUUGUAUGCCGAAGGUGGCUGCUGCAGACUUUGUGGCUCUGUCGAGCAUUACAGAAAAGACUGUCCGGAAAACCAGAACUUAGACCAGGUUACAGUUGGGCGAUGGGCCAAUGGAAUGAGUGCUGAUGAUGAAGAAACAACAGAAACAACUAAGCUACAGAAACCCAAAGUGAAAGUACUGAAAGUUAUUAAUUUCUGAAAGCCUCCUUUGGAUGCUAAACUGCAGUGGUUGUGCACUGCUUCACUUCAGUGAAGUGACUGCGUAGAGUGGAUUGCUGCUUCCUGAAAACCAAGCACACUGCUGCUGCUGGGUCUGUAUCCCUGCUUUUUUCAGUUCAAUUCAGACUCGUCCAGCAGACUGAAAAUCUGGGAACAACAGAAAUGCAUCAAGAAGGUGUUUAUUUAUAUAUAUAUAUAAUUUUUUUUUUUUUUUUUUUUUUUUGCGGGAAAGCAUUUCUUCUGCUAAUUCUCUAAAGAGGAAAGUUGGUUUCCUCUGCUAACAUGCAGUGCAGUUGCAGUGAAAGCAUAGGGAUACGUGCAUUUUGUCACAGGGCUUUAUGACCACUUGAUUUAGGUGAUCAGUAGCAUUACCUUAAGGAUGUUGCUGUAUCGGAGACGAAUAUAAUUAUGCUGAUCUUAAGCCUCUCUUUCUUUGAAAGGGGUUGCAGGCAUUUUCUAAAUAUCAAUUGGAUUCUAGAUUGGUUUUGUUUCUUUGAAUGAUUUUGUGCAGUGUAUGUGCACACUUGAGCUGUCUGACAGCUAAGUUAUCAGGUAAAGCUACACCUUAUGUGACUUGAGCUUUCUAUCUGGAGAGCUUGGGGGUACAAUUCCUGCUAUACAUGAUGGAUCAGUUAGUGUGUACGUGCAAUAAUCUGACAGAUUAUGCAUGUUUAAUUACCUGAGUACUUCACCAGUAAGCCAAAUCAUGCUCUUUCUCAGAUACGCGUUAUGAAACUCACUUGAAAAAGAGAGAAAAUUAGAAUCGUGUGUUCAACCCCUGGCUCCAGACAGGACCUCCCAAAAUCCAAACCCCAUGACAAUGAGAGCAUUGUCCAAAUGCUCCUUGAGCUCUAGCAGCUUGGGGCUGUGCCCCCUGCCCUGGAGAGCCUGUGCCAGUAGCUGGAGAGCAAGGGAGCUUGCGUAGUUUACUUUUUAAGAAAAGCACCCCAAAAUCUUGAUCUUUAGUAUUUUGGUCCCUUGGGGUAUUGGAAGUAAACUUUCCCUUCUGUUAGUUACAUGUACUUACUUCAUAGUGGAUAUAUAUAGAGAGAGAAAGCAGCCUGCACUUGGAAAUAAAAAUUUCCUCAAGCCAAUGAAGGAUGGAGUUCCUGCAGUAGGUCUCAUAUGUUCUCAAGUUUCUUCCUGUGCAGCUGACAGUGACAGAGUUUUACUUGCAUCUUAUUCUGUCAUCUAAGUUGAAUAGGCAAGCACAGUGUAAGUAGAGGAGUACAUUCCAAGCUCCGCUCACGUGCUGCUUUCAUUCUGAACUGGGGUCUGGGCACAGCAUUGGCAGGUGCUGUUCUGCAUCUCUGUGCUGUGCUCCCCUCCACUGUACAGAUGUGGACUCAAGCACCUGUGCCAUCAGGCUUCUCAGUGCUGUAUUGCAGGCAGUGCUCUGAAGGCCUUACAUGUGCCUUCUAAAAUUUCAGCUUGCAUUAUGUAUUAAUAAGCAACUGUCUUUGACAGAAAGCUAAAUGGUAAUGAAGGUGUUGCUUCUAA
Molecule: messenger RNA, 2277 nt
Organism: Lagopus muta (rock ptarmigan)
Lineage: Eukaryota; Metazoa; Chordata; Aves; Galliformes; Phasianidae
Gene: ZCCHC9
Product: zinc finger CCHC-type containing 9
Exons: 5
Coding region: 35-757 (240 amino acids)
Molecular function (GO): zinc ion binding; nucleic acid binding
Source: RefSeq, a predicted model, not a curated record